Molecule: messenger RNA, 2098 nt
Organism: Pipistrellus kuhlii (Kuhl's pipistrelle)
Lineage: Eukaryota; Metazoa; Chordata; Mammalia; Chiroptera; Vespertilionidae
Gene: CUNH9orf40
Product: chromosome unknown C9orf40 homolog
Exons: 3
Coding region: 124-717 (197 amino acids)
Source: RefSeq, a predicted model, not a curated record
GCGAGCCCGGCCGCUCCUCCCCCUCCAGGGCCGCCGUCCCACCUUCCCGCCGCCCCCGCCCUCCGCGGCGACCGGCGUUCGGCCUCCCGCGCCGGGCGGCUUCCGCCCGAGCCUCCCGGGCCCAUGGCCAAGCGGCGUGCGGCGGAGCCGCUCACGUUCCACGUGCCCUGGAAGCGGCUCCUGCUCUGCGAGUUUCCGGAGGAGCCGCCGCCUCGGCCGCUCUGGGUCCCGCCGGCCGCGGCCUCGCCCCUCGGGCAGCCGCCCCUCGGCGCCCCGGAGCUGCCCCGAAAGCGCAAAGUGGACGCGGCGGCGAUGACGGAGCCUUCGGCUUCGCCCCGCAAGCGCCACGACGGCGGGGACACCGGCGCCCCGGGCGGCGCGGAGCGGGAGGCCCGCGGCUGGGAGACCAGCGGGCCCCCGCCGCUGCAGCCGCCACCCCCGCGGCCCCACCGGCCGGGGGAGGAGCUUCCGGGCGCCCGGCCCCCGAGGGGCGGUGGCGACCACGGGGCGGGGCGCGCGGAGCCCCCGCGGGGAGACUGGGGGGCCGCACCGAGCCAGAUCAAUGAAGAAUUUUGGCAGUAUAACACCUUCCAGUACUGGAGGAAUCCUUUACCACCUAUUGAUCUGGCAGACAUUGAAGCUCUAAAUGAAGAUAACCUUACAGAAGCAAGGCUUCAAGGCAAGGAUGAAGUGGUUGAGAUUGACAUGGAGUCCUGACAGAGGAACUGAAGCAAUGUUUUUUUCUGAAUUUGAGAGAACAUCUCUAAGUGACUUGCAUAUUCUUAAGGAUAAAAGUUAUUUUCCAUACUUAAUGUUAUUUCAUUCCCAAAACUGAAAAACGAGGAGUUGUUUUAAUGAUAAAUGCCUACAGUCGGUACUGAAACUCCCAAUAGGAUUUGUCAGUGAUAUAGUACAGUUAUAGAGAAAGUAUUUUAUGUGUGCAUUCUUAAAAGUUAUGUCUAGAUUCUAAAUUUGAAGAUAUCAAUCUUAUAAAUUGCAAGUUUUAGAAACAGGUAGGAAAGACUCAAAUAGUCCUUUCUGCAACAAAAUUGUUAAUUUGUGUUACAUGAAAUGAAUGUUGUUUUAUCAUAACUUAAUAAAAUGCUCUUUAAUACACUUUAUUGACUCUUCCUAGUUGAACAGAUAGCUGACUUAAACAUCUAUGCAAAUUUAAAAUGUGAGGCAUUUUCAGAAAGUGGUAUUGUUUUAAAAGAGCUUUCCAAAAAAUAUAAAAGCUUUCUAAAUGUGAAGUAGUGAGAAUUUCAAUGUGGGUUGCAUGUUUGCAUAACUUCUAAUAUCUGAUGUUUGUUAAACUCUACUUUGGGCUAUCAAAAAAUGAAUAAAGAACAAUGAAAAAUGAGUAGAUAUUUCCCUCCACUCUUUCCCAAGAUAAGAGGAAAGUUUAUUUCUUUUUUUAAGUUUCUUGAUUUCAAAUUGCCUUCAGGACAUGGUUUUUAUUGCUUCUUACUAUACACUUGUAGUUCUCAACACUGGCAAUACUUCACAAAUCUUUGCCUGAGAGAUUCUCAAUUGUUCUGAUGUGGACAUUAGAUAUAGCUAUUUUUUUUUUUUAAAGCACUGAUCCUGUUGUUUAUAGGAGAUAACUAAUUUGAGCUGAAGCAAUGCCUCUUAAUUAGCUUUAUUUUUAUUUUGCCCUGUUGAUGGCUUUGUUACAACUAAAUUAUUCGGUAGCUCCCAUUUCAUUGUAUUUGAGUUAUAUGAGUAUCAAUGAUGAAGUUAAUUUUGUAUUGUAUUCUAGAAUGUUGGCUUUGUAAUUAAGUUGUCCUUGUGUAUUUUUUUUGUGGUUAAUGAUAUUCAAAAUCCAAGAAGGAUGGAUAAAUGCCAAUGAGAGGGAAAAAGAACAAUGUUUCAUGUGCACUGCGGAAUUUAAAGAUGGGUUGACAUUAAUAAGAAUGUUAUUGAACAGAUAGCAAACUGUAUAGUAUUGUGGUUGAAAGUUAAGGCUUUGGAAUCAGACAUGGUUCAAAGUCUUAUACUGCCACUUUCUACCCAUGUAACAUUAAGCAGGUUCUUUCUCAUAUCCAAGCCCCAGAUUUCUUCAUUGUAAAUAAGAAACAAUAAAUAGUAUCUACCUCAA